Frankliniella occidentalis (western flower thrips) is the source of this 2630-nucleotide messenger RNA. RefSeq lists its product as uncharacterized. The transcript has 7 exons. NCBI's taxonomy places the organism in Eukaryota, Metazoa, Arthropoda, Insecta, Thysanoptera, Thripidae. Bases 246 to 1841 code for a protein of 531 amino acids. The record is from RefSeq and is a predicted model, not a curated record.
CGGAUAUGCCAAGCUACACUUUUGAAAUAAAAACGCUUGGUCGCGCUUGGCGCGCUUCGUUUGUGUUGGAUAUUAUUGUACCAUUUGAGUUACAUUUCUUGUUGAUGCAAAGAUGUGCUAAUCAUGCAUCGAAUUAUCAAGCACUUUGACGUGAGAAAUUGAUGUUGUCAAUCUCAUAAUUCCGUUUUGUAUCGUCCUUUGUGGUUGAAGAUUUUGUAUUCUCUGGCAUAACAAAUAUUAUCAAAAUGGAACUGCGAAUUGGGGCCCGUUAUCCUAGUUUCAAAGCAUUAGAAGCGGCCAUUGAAAAAUUUUCUCAGGAGACGAAUUCAGUUUACACUGUGUACAACAGCAGACUAAUUGAUAAAGAAAAUUUAAGACGUCCAACUGACAAACAAUUACCUGCUUGUUUAAAGUACAAGCAUAUAAAAUUUGCUUGUAAACAUUAUGGUAUACGUAAGAGUAAAAGUCGUGGCCUUCGCCCUAAUCAGAGCACUUUUAAGAUUGGGUGCCCAUCAUUUAUCUAUGUGACAGCUCACUCUAAAGAUCUUGUUGUGGAAAAAAUGGAGGUAGAACAUACUCAUUCAUGUGACCCUGAGUUAGUAGCCAUGUACCCUGAGAGGCGAAGUCUAUCACAUAUUGGAAGCGAUGAUGGGGAGGAAGAGGAAACUGAUAAUAAACCUGGCAACUCAACACUAAAACUUAUUCGCGAAGAUGUAUUUGAUUUAUUGACAUUGGCUGUGGACAGAAGAAGAAUACGAAAUUAUGUGAGGAUUUGCACUGGCCGCAACAUGCUUACAGGAGAUUUAGCAAACAUGGCUAAAUAUAUUCGUCAAAAUCCUCGAGAUGUCUCAGAAGAAAGGGCAUACCAAUUAAUGGAACAUUUAAAAUUGGUUGAAAGUAAAGAGAAUUUACCCACAACUCGGCCAAUGACCACACGUGAGAAGUUUAAUUCCAUGAAGCGCCGUGUUGCUGUUCCCUCAGGAGUCAGAGGUGAUGAGAUGAGGGAAGAUGACCCAGAACACUGCUAUUCUGCUGGGCCACCUGCUAAAAGGCAAAUGAGAGAAAACAAUAGGAGACAAAAUGAUGAUGUUAUUCACUUUGAAACUGUAGAGCACAUCGAAGACUUCCAAGAUCAAGAUCAAGAUCAGGACCAGGUUCAAGAAGAACAAGCUGUUACAUCAUGGGAUGCUAACAGCAGCUUAGCGGAUGUUGUGAAGUCAAUUCUAGGACCUAACCAGGAAGGACCUGUUAUAGUUCAUGUAAAUAAUUACGAAGGUGUGGCUGUUGUUGAGGUCGCUGAAGGCCAGAAGUAUGCGACAGGAGAGGAGAUUGACCCCACCUCACUUUUAGUGCAAAAGCAGGAUGCUGAAUCUGGUGUGACCAUUCAGUCUCCAAAAAGGACGGCAAGAAAAUCUUUAUCACCCCGUAAACCUGUCAUUGUUACAAACAAGGCUGGUAAUAUCCCUACAAGUAAAGUUGUUAUUAAUACUCAGGAAUCUACCUCAAAGGGAAGUACCAUACAAAUACAAUCGUCCCCCAAUAUUUCAAGAAGUCAUCAUCAAGAGCGUGUUGAAGACUCUGACGAUGAGGAGUUCAAGGAUGAUUUCAACACUCUCAAUGAUUGUGAUGAUAAUGAAAGUGACAGUGAGCACAAUACAGUUUUCAAGGAAGAGCGGACCAUGUACAAAGUGAAAACAGAAAAACUAAAUUUGCAGAUACGUCAUUUACAGAACGAUUUAGGAAAGCACGAAUUGGAGAAAGAGAAACUACUGCUUGAAAUUCGUCUUCUAGAGUUGCAAGUUGCUGAAAGAGAAAGAAAGAAACUAACCAGUGUAACAUAGAGAAAAUUAUGUUGUCAAUAAUUCUUUGAGGUCUUAUUACUCUUUUGGGACAAAUUUGCUUGAAUUUUGCUUCAAUUGUUUUGCCUCUUCUUGAAUGUUACUUUUGUAUCUUAUAAUUCCCUUAAAUCCCAUAUCUUUUUGAUUGUCAUUACAUUUGUACCAAUUUUAUUACCUUUCCUUUAAUUUGUGUUUCUGUAUAGUAUGGUAGAUAUUUUAAAGGUUGUCAGUGGACAGUUUCAUGGUGCCUCUCUGUUUUAAAAGAAAACCGGUUGUAUGACUUACCUCUUAGGAACCAAUUUUCAUUUAUCGACAGAGAAAAAUCUCCAAACAAACAGCAUUAGUGUAGUGUUAGCUUAAGAAAACCAAUAAUUUUAUUCUUACCAAAUACAAAUGAUAGUCAGUAUGGUCUCAUUGUGUAAUUAUUCAUCACCAUAUGGUAUAAUUGUAAAUAGAUUUAGAAAGUCCAGUUGUACAGCUAUGAUAGAAGUAUCAUAUAUACUAGCGACUGUACCUGCAAUAACUUAAAUCCUGAUUUUGUGUUGAAAUAUUAGUCUAUUUUGCCCGCUUGUUUUUGUAAAAUGUAGGCUCAAAUUUGUGAAUACUUGUGUGUGUAUGUGUGAGUGUGAUUGAGCAUGUGCUUGUCACUGCUGUUGUACAUAUAUUGAGAAUUUAAAUCCGUACUGAGGAGAGAUCAGUACAUUUGGGAAUCAGAUUAAUUAAUUUGUUUGUUUUGUAUGGCAAGGCGUGAAAAUUGUUUAAGAAAAGAUUAUAUGCUAAAUUGUUGUGAGA